Messenger RNA from Penicillium angulare, 1311 nucleotides. RefSeq names its product questin oxidase family protein. Lineage: Eukaryota; Fungi; Ascomycota; Eurotiomycetes; Eurotiales; Aspergillaceae. Bases 1 to 1311 code for a protein of 436 amino acids. Gene Ontology annotation, molecular function: oxidoreductase activity. The transcript is spliced from 5 exons. The record is from RefSeq and is a predicted model, not a curated record.
AUGGCAACCGCGACUAAGAUCAAGCUGGACCCUGUGAAGGAUGCGGGUGUUUUUAGCUUCGAGGUCCAGGAAGAUGCAGCUCGUGUAGCGAGCCAGGUCCUGCAGGAAGAUAUGGAGAAGCAUCAUGUCUUCUUCAACCAAGAAGGAUUUCAUAAUCACAUUGUCCAUGGUAUACUUACCAUCUACGCACUUGGUGGAUCUGCCGAGGAUAUUCAAGCCCAUUAUGACCGCAAUAAGAGCUAUCAGCGGCGACCUUACCCUACAAACCAGGACACUGUCAAGGCCAUGGAAGAUAUCACCAAGUUCCAGCAGUAUCUAGGGAAGGGCGCAGAAUACGCAAAUUUCCUGGCCUUCUUCCAGUACGCCAUUGAUACCAAGGGAGUCGGCGAAGUCCUUCAAGAAUACGUGUUCGCUGGUGAUGAUCGUGCAGAGAGCAUGCUGUGUCGAUUGUUUGGUGGCCUGAUUCACCCACUUAUCCAUCUCGGCUUCGGAUUAGAAUUUAACCAACCGGCUAUUGUGGCCCAGGGAUUAGCCCAAGCGGCCGUUCAUGAGGAAUGGAUGGGUCGACAGUUCUUUCUCCCCGCUGAGGAAUUGGCAGGUGGAAUUGGAAAGCCAGGAAAGAAGACCCUUCUCCAACUUCUAAACGAGAUACAGUCGGACCAGGCAUUGAAGAGCAGUGUCAGGUGGUCCGAUGUGAACAAGAUCAGAGAUGGUAUCCUCGUCCGUGCGCCGCAGCAGAUGUUAGAUUAUGCCGCUCAGUAUUCAGUAUCAAAGGAUCAGGUACCGCACAGGCUGGCCGAUAUGAUCAAUACGGUUGUUUACUACGCAAGUGCCGCUCAGCGCCCAGACAAGGAGAUCAAAUUCGACUUUUUCUUUAUUCACUGCGUCAAUUCGUCUAUAUUCUUCUCCAAAAUUAUGGACCUGCCAUAUAUAGAUGACAAGGCUAAACUUCGUCUACUGGAAUGGAAAGGUCGAAUGGAUCUAGUGAUGUACGUCUCACGUAACUCACCAAAUCUCCCUUUGAAUGAGAUUACACAGUACCCAGCGAAGAACGAUUGGAAAUUACUCUUUUCGCGCAGUGCAGCACAUCCAUCCGACGAUGGACAUCUCGCCAAGCUAGUCCGGGCUGUCGCGCAUGGUCAGAAUGUCUGCAAGCCAUUUGAGAAGGAUGGACUGCCAAUAUCCGGAGAUAUGUGGCUCCAAAUCGGCAAUAUGGCGAUCGACUCCACUACUGGAAAGCAAGCCAUGUGGGUCCGCUCUACUGGAUUCGAUGAAGCGUGGGAGAACUUAUCAGAGCGUGCUCAUCUAUAA